This is a messenger RNA of Bombina bombina (fire-bellied toad), 12796 nucleotides long. It is a transcript of the gene ATG4D, whose product is annotated as autophagy related 4D cysteine peptidase. Gene Ontology annotation, molecular function: protein-phosphatidylethanolamide deconjugating activity. The record is from RefSeq and is a predicted model, not a curated record. Lineage: Eukaryota; Metazoa; Chordata; Amphibia; Anura; Bombinatoridae.
AGGAAGUGUUGCUCUCAGGAUACCUCUGUGGUGGGUGUGAUACCGGAACUGGAGCGAGAAGGCAUCGGACGAUCUUAGAACCUUGGGCUUCCUGUGUGAUUUCUAUUUGAAGGAUGAGUUGGGCAAACAGGACAGUUCUUUUAAAUCCAAAGAGAGAGCGAACAGAAGAUCUAUGAUUGAAGGACCACUCUCGUUUCAUAGUGGGGCUCAAGUCCGCUUACCCCCUUCUCUGGUGCCCUCAUCGAUUAAAUGAAUUCUGUCUCUCCAUCUGCUAUACAAUAUGGGAGCCCAGAGAGGCUAAGGAAGAGAGAUGACCUCAGUACCCUAAGCAAGCAUCAUGUGCAACCCAAUAUGGGCUACCAAGAAGCAACUGGAGAAGCAGAGGCAGAUGAGGUGGAUAAAUUAAAGAGCAAAUUGAUGACUGCAUGGAACAAUGUAAAAUAUGGCUGGACAGUGAAAAUUAAAACUACCUUCAGCAGAUCACCACUGUGUCUUGGAGAACAAUACCAGUUUAGAUUUGAAGAUAGUAUCAAACAGUUCCAAAAAGAUUUCGUAUCCCGUAUCUGGUUGACAUACAGGCGAGACUUUCCUGCUUUGGAUGGGACAACCCUCACGACAGACUGUGGAUGGGGCUGUAUGAUCAGGAGUGCACAGAUGUUACUUGCACAUGGUCUGCUUGUGCAUCUUCUGGGUAGAGACUGGCUGUGGCCGGAAGCCUUAGUCACCAACAUGCUUGACAUGGAAACCUCUCCUGGUAUGCCAAAGAGCUCCCCAGCUUCAUCAUCCUUCUCCAACCCAGAUCACAGCUGCUCGUCCUUCAGUCAUCAGUCCCAACGACGCUCUGCUCCGCAACCCCACCAGGAGCAAAUACACAGGGAUGUCCUACGAUGGUUCUCUGACCACCCUGGAGCACCUUUUGCGCUGCAUCGCUUGGUGGCGUUGGGGAGCAGCUUUGGAAAAAAAGCAGGGGAUUGGUAUGGACCCAGUAUUGUAGCCCACAUUAUGAGAAAAGCUUUAGACCAUACGUCUCAAGUACCAGAACUAUCUGUCUAUGUGUCUCAGGAUUGUACAGUGUACAGGAAGGAUGUUGAACAGCUGUUGGACGCAGAAGAUCUACCUUCAGAUGUAUGUAGAAAAAGGAAGGCUGUUAUAAUUCUGGUACCUGUUCGUCUGGGAGGUGAAACCUUCAAUCCAGUGUAUAAAGACUGUAUUAAGGCGUUUUUGCAAAUGGCAUCCUGUUUGGGCAUUAUUGGAGGAAAACCUAAACAUUCUCUAUACUUCAUUGGGUACCAAGAUAAUAAUCUGUUAUAUCUAGACCCUCACUACUGUCAGCCAUACAUUGAUACCAGCAAAGAUGACUUUCCUUUAGAGUCGUUCCACUGUACUUCCCCAAGGAAAAUCUCCAUAACCCGAAUGGAUCCAAGUUGCACUUUUGCCUUCUAUGCCAGAAAUCAAACAGAAUUUGAUACACUAUGCAGCCACUUAAAAAAAGUGUUAAAUUCUCCAUCAUCAGAAGAGAAAUAUCCCAUCUUCAGCAUUAUAGAUGGGCAUGCUCAAGCAUACAGCAGUGAGGAGGGGGCACGGAUUUCCUCUCUCCCCAUUACUUGCCGUAAGAAAGUGGGAUUGUCAAAGAGACACAGCUCAGACGAGUUUGAAUUCCUAUAACAGGAAUGCACUAACUUACCUUUCUAGAAGUAAACUUGAGGGUAGAUUGACACUGCUGUAUAACCCACAUAGGACAUGUUAGCCUUUUCAUUGCCUUUUGAGUUUGCCUGGAGCAGAGUCCCCGUAAUGGGGGAUAGGAUCAUCAUUAGGUGUUUGCUUAUAAUUAGAUCUUGAUUUCACUUGUUUUUAAACUAUAAAAGAUUUUGUCAGGCUGCUAUAAUGAAGAUGGUCGGCCAGCUGAUUCCAGCAGCAACAAAGCAUUCAAAAUGUUGCCUGUUUGGGCAUUUUAAAAAGUGGCAUUAUUUAGACCAGGGGUCAACAACCUUGGCACCCCAGAUGUUUUUGAACUAUAUUUCCCAGUAAAGAGUGUCUAUGCAUCAUGGGAAAUGUAGUUCCAAAACAUCUGUGGUGACAAGGUUGCUGACCCCUGAUUUAGACUGUUGUAAUUUUCUAAACAGUGGUAUGAUCCAUUAAACCCAGUUCUAACCCUAUUUCCUGAAGAAGCGCCACGGUUUAGAAACACCCAGCAACCAGGUUUGCCCACAGUUCUUAAUAUCGCAACAGUCUACCAAUUUCUGAACCUGAGUGUUGUUUUAAAGCUUGACAGAACCUCCAUUGAUCAUUUAACAAUAAGCUAAAAUACUGCAUAUAAAUAUGUAGUUAAACUCGCCAUGCAGGUAGGAUCAUUUCAUUAUAUUUAUAAAGUCAUUUAAUAGUUACAUUUUUAAGUCACCUUAGUACCCGUUGAACAUAUAACUGGAUCUGAAUCUGUUCAUAGGGAUACCCUAUUAUGUUUUUUUUUAAAGGGACAUAUGCCCUAUCAGACAGUGAGCAUCGGCUGUACACAAACAUGCAGUUUCUGCUAACUUCACUUUAUUUUAACCGUUUUUAUUAAACUUGAAUGCAAAAAAUGUUUAACGUUUGUUGCACUUUAAAACACAUGAUAGAAAACCUGUGACUAUUGCGUCCCUUUACAAAGAGACGUAAACGUUGCAGUAAUAUCACACAACCUUGUGAAAUAAUAAUUACUGUAUGCAGUACUCCUAGUUACACACUUGUAGGAAUGAGAAUUAGGCAGGGGCAAAUAUUCAUUUACUAAACAUUGGCUAUUUUUGGUGCCAGAUUUAUAAGUUUAAAGGUACAACACACAAAUCCGGCAUUGAAAAUGCACCCAUAUUUAGUAUUAGUGUAAUACGAACACUUGCCCAUGCCUAAUGCGCAUUCUAUGGCACAACAGCGCUCUCAUUGCAGUUAGUGGCCUAAGUAUAUAGUUAUUACUCUCUUGCUGUAAAAUGUUUUUUUUUUUUUUUUAUGUCAUCUGAAUGUAAACAUUAUGGGGUUUAUCACAAUCCUUUAAGUUAAUCUAAGGAUUUUCUUCAAAAUUCACUACUCAAGACUGAGGAUUUUUAUGAUAAUGAUUUGAUAAACUUUUUCUUAACAUCUUAUGUACCCUGUAUGUUAGCUGUCCUUUUUCAAUGUUAGGGGUUAAAUAGCACAGCUCUCGCUAUUGCUGAAUGCCUCUGAGACGUAGUAAAAGUGUGUCCUGCUGCUUUCGGCAAUACCCAUGUUAAUCGUUAACCCCUUAACGUCCACAAUGUACCCUGUAUGUAAGUUUUUUUUUUGUGUGUGUGGUUAUAAUAGGAUACGUCGCUGAUCGUUAAGGAUUGUGAUCAACCCGUUAGUAAAUUGAUCAUUGUACAGUGUGUGAUUUAAACUGCCUCAAGUCAUCAGUGACACAUUACUGUCAUUGGCCUCUAAGGAUGUGACCAUUUAGAGUCACUGUCCAUUUACUGCACUGAUUUUUAGGACUACUCUAUUUAAAAUUGUUAUGGAUACCAUCUAAUUCCACUGCUGAUAUUUUCUUGGAUAACUUUAUGUAACCUGUCAGCCUGCUAUUAACAAGACGUUCUUAUUACUGCUGAAUUUAAACAGACGUUUUAGUGAAAAAAAGUAAUGCUUUAAGUCAUCAGCUUGUAAUUUUAGUACUACCGACACUUAAAAGUCACAAACUUGCUGAUUUGAUUGUGUCAGCUGGAGAUCAAGAGAUGUGUGGCUCUGGAGCAGUACUUUGGUUUUAACCCUUUGCAGGGUCAGUAGUGCUAAAAUGACAUCCUAUAACGAACUAGAACAUUCUAUUUUUGCUCUAAUUCUGUUAAAGGGACAGUAAACCUUAAAAAUAAUGUUAUAUAAUUCUGCACAUAGUGCAGAAUUAUGUAACAUUAUAUUAGCCAAACUUUAUAAAACCUAAUGUACCCUUUUAAUUUUUUUUUAAAAAACGGCUGUUUUACAGACCCGCUCUCUGUACUCUGCUGAGCGGGUCUGUUAUAUUCACACAGCGCAUCGUGCCAGCUGUAUAGUUACAGCCCGGCCCGACCGCGACAUAAGACUAAGUGCAGCUCGCUCCUGCUGUCAGACAGAGCGGGUCUGUAAAACAGCCGUUUUUAAAAAAAAUUAAGAGUAAAAGUUUGGCUAAUAUAAUGUUAUAUAAUUCUGCACUAUGUGCAGAAUUAUAUAACAUUAUUUUUAAGGUUUACUGACACUUUAAGAGCCAUUGGGAUCAGGAAAAAACCUAGAAGCCUCACUAACUUUACCAUUUCUCUCUAAAAUAAAUACAAAAAAAAAUGUUCUGCUAUCUCAUUUUCUUAGGUUUGCUGGCUGAGCAAUCUCACUAUCCCAAUUCAUUAUCUCCAUCUCAUUUUGUUUUCUCUCUCCUCAUCCAUGUACAUUACCUUAACAUGGGGGGGAUCAGUCACACAUUUUCCAACACUCAGGCCCAAGAUAACAUAAUUGUAUCCUUCAAAUAAACAGGCACUAAGAAAGCAUCUAACAAUUAUUGUAUACGGCACAAGUUUCUUUAGAGAACACAUGCAGACAGUAUUCAGAUUAUCUCACCAUCACUUUUGUAGUGUUUUGUUACUAAAAAAUAUUUAGUUUCCUUUUGAUAUUUUUUUUUUUUUACACAUGGAUUUGCGGAAACAAGAACAUAGUUUUCCUUUAUUACAUCUUUGUACUGCAGUAUUUGUUAAAGUGUCACGUUCCUUUUCACUAUCCAGUUUUGACAAACUCAUAGCUUUUAGAUGCACAAUAUUUAUUUUGCGUUUUGUUUAGUCUUUGUACAAUGAAGAUAAAUGCUUUAACCUUUUAAAGCCGUUAUGCCGUUCCAUUCCGUCAUAAUUAGACUGGGCUUUAAAGCCGUUAUGACGGAAUGGAACGUCAUAACUAACGGCUGUCCUGAAGCCUUCUGUGCUUCAGGGAUUUAAUCGCGGUCUGGAGGGCGUUCCUAGGAUUGUAGGGACGCCCCCCAGAUGCGAUCCAAUAAUUGAAAUCUCGCGAUCGUAUGCACGAUCGCGUAGUUUCAAUUUGUCUACAUCGGAACAGUUGUUCCGAUGUAGGCACUUUAACCCUGUCACGAAAGGGUUAAAAAGUUGAUAGGCUACUAGUGUGGAAGGUUUGCCCACUUGUGUGCUGUCAUUAUAGCAAAAAGCAUGGGACAAACACUGCACAAAAUAGCAGCAUGAUUGUAAUGAGGAGGAGGUUAUUCUAAUAAGAGACCAGCAGAAUAAAAUGUCUUCAAGGGACAUGGAGUUGAUCUGUUAACAUUAAUGUAUUACUUCAAUUUCAGCAUUUGCAUCUUUUGAGAUAAUUAUUAAACAAAAACAUGAACUCUACAGACUCCAAAAUGAUGCCAUUCUACUCAAAAUGCACAUUAAACACCUUGAGAUUGUAAUUCAAAAUGUUUACCCCCCCAAAAAAAAAGAAAACAAACUAUUGUUGUAUAACAUUACUGCAAUAUUCCAAAGUGAUUGGUUGCACACUCAAGUGACCCAUUCACAACUGUUCUUAACUGGCUUCAGCAGGGAAGGAAACCUAGGUUAUUAUUUCUCCAACAUUGGUGUGUCCGGUCCACGGCGUCAUCCAUUACUUGUGGGAAUAUUCUCUUCCCUAACAAGAAAUGGCAAAGAGCACAGCAAAAGCUGCCCAUAUAGCCCCCCCAGUCAUUCUCUUUGCCGCUCUGAACAAUUAGCAUCUCCACGGAGAUGGUGAAGAGUAUGUGGUGUUUAGUUGUAGUUUUUUAUUCUUCUAUCAAGAGUUUGUUAUUUUAAAAUAGUGCCGGUUUGUACUAUUUACUCUAAAACAGAAAGGGAUGAAGAGUUCUGUUUAAAAGAGGAGUAUGAUUUUAGCAGCAGUAACUAAAAUCAAUUGCUGUUCCCACGCAGGACUGUUGAGCCCAGAGAACUUCAGUUGGGGGGAACAGUUUGCAGACUUUUCUGCUCAAGGUAUGACUAGUCCAUUUUCUAACAAGACUGUGUAAUGCUAGAAGACUGUCAUUUUCCCUCUUGGGGAUCGGUAAGCCAUUUUCUUAGACUCUUAACAGAAUGAAGGCUUAUUAUGGGCUAUACACUGGUUGACACUCUUGUGGGCUAAAUCGAUUGCUUUAUUUAAGUAUUUUAUGAAGUUUGAAGUGAUUUCUAAAACUUUUAUGAUGGGGAACGUUUUUAGGCGCCAGGCAGUCGUUUAGACACCUUUCCAGUCAGGAAGGGCCUUUCACUAUAGUAGGCAGAGCCUAAUUUUCGCGCCAUAAUUGCGCAGUUUAUUUUGGAUGCAGUGCAUGUGAGAGGGUCUGGUGAUCAUUGAAAACGUUCCUGGAAGGCUUAAUUUGGUAUCGUAUAACCCUUAAGGACAGGUGAAGUCGCAGCAAACGCUGGGACUGUAGUGGGGUUAUAAUUGUUAAUUGAUUAAACGGCUCCGGUUUCCUCAUUUAAGGGGUUAAAAGCUUGAAAAUUGGGGUGCAUGCUUUAAAAGCAUUAAGACACUGUGGUGAAAAUUUGGUAAAGAUUGGAUAUUUCCUUCUUAGUUUUUCACACAUUCAGAAAUAAAGUGUGCUCUGUUUAACAUUUAAAGAGACAGCCUGUCUAACAUGUCUGUACCUUCAGAUAGAACAUGUUCUGUAUGUAUGGAGACAAAGGUGGUCCCCCCUUCAAAUGUAUGCGAUAAUUGUGCCAUGGCGUCCAGACAAAGGAAGGACAGUACUGUCACAUUUAAUAAGGUUGCCCAAGAUGAUUCCUCAAAUAAAGGUAGUGGGGAUAGUUCUUCAUCCUCUCCUUCUGUGUCAACACCAGUUAUGCCCGCGCAGGCGACCCCUAGUACAUCUAGCGCGCCAAUGCUUGUUACUAUGCAACAAUUAACGGCAGUAAUGGAUAAUUCCAUUGCUAAUAUUUUAUCCAAAAUGCCAGCAUUUCAAAGAAAGCGUGAUUGCUCAGUUUUAAAUACAGUGGAGCAAGAAGGCGCUGACGAUAAUUUAUCUGUCAUACCCUCACACCAGUCAGAAGUGGCAGUGAGGGAGGGCUUGUCGGAGGGAGAACUUUCAGAUUCAGGAAGAAUUUCUCAACAGGCAGAACCUGAUGUUGUGACGUUUAAAUUUAAGUUAGAGCAUCUCCGCGCAUUACUUAAGGAGGUGCUAACUACACUGGAUGAUUGUGACUCUUUGGUCAUUCCAGAAAAAUUGUGCAAGAUGGACAAAUUCCUAGAGGUCCCGGUGCACCCUGAUGCCUUUCCGAUCCCUAAAAGGGUGGCGGACAUAGUGAAUAAGGAGUGGGAGAAACCAGGCAUACCUUUUGUCCCACCUCCUAUAUUUAAGAAAUUGUUCCCUAUGGUCGACCCAAGGAAGCACACAUGGCAAACAGUCCCUAAGGUUGAGGGGGCAGUUUCUACGCUAGCCAAACGCACGACUAUUCCCAUUGAGGACAAUUGUGCUUUCAAAGAUCCUAUGGAUAAAAAAUUGGAGGGUUUGCUUAAAAAAGAUUUUUGUUCAGCAAGGUUACCUCCUCCAACCAAUUUUGUGCAUUAUUCCUGUCACUACGGCGGCGUGUUUCUGGUUCGAUGAACUAGAAAAGUCGCUCAAUAUGGAGACUCCAUAUGAGGAAGUCAUGGACAGAAUUCACGCACUUAAGUUAGCUAAUUCCUUUAUUUUAGAUGCCGCUUUGCAAUUAGCGAGAUUAGCGGCGAAAAAUUCAGGGUUUGCAAUUGUGGAGCGCAGAGCGCUCUGGCUAAAGUCUUGGUCGGCGGAUGUAUCUUCCAAGACAAAAUUGCUUAAUAUCCCUUUCAAAGGUAAGACCCUUUUUGGGCCAGAAUUGAAAGAACUUAUUUCAGACAUCACUGGGGGGAAGGGCCAUGCCCUCCCACAGGAUAGGCCUUUCAAGGCUAAGAAUAAGUCCAAUUUUCGUUCCUUUCGUAAUUUCAGGAACAGACCGGCUUCUAACUCUGCAGCCUCUAGACAAGAGGGUAACGCUUCCCAGGCUAAACCAGCUUGGAAACCAAUGCAGGGCUGGAACAAGGGUAAACAGGCCAAGAAGCCUGCUGCUGCCACCAAGACAGCAUGAAGGGGUAGCCCCCGAUCCGGGACCGGAUCUAGUAGGGGGCAGACUCUCUCUCUUCGCUCAGGCAAGAGAUGUUCCGGAUCCCUGGGCACUAGAAAUAGUCUCUCAGGGUUAUCUUCUAGAAUUCAAGGAACUUCCUCCAAGGGGAAGGUUCCACAUGUCUCGCUUAUCUUCAGACCAAAUAAAGAGACAGGCAUUCUUACAUUGUGUAGAAGACCUGUUAAAGAUGGGAGUGAUACACCCAGUUCCAACUGUGGAACAAGGUCAGGGGUUUUACUCAAACCUGUUUGUAGUUCCCAAAAAAGAGGGAACUUUCAGACCAAUUCUGGAUUUAAAAAUUCUAAACAAAUUUCUCAGAGUUCCAUCGUUCAAAAUGGAAACCAUUCGAACAAUUUUACCUACAAUCCAGGAGGGUCAAUAUAUGACUACCGUGGAUUUAAAGGAUGCGUACCUACAUAUUCCUAUCCACAAAGAUCAUCAUCAGUUCCUAAGGUUCGCCUUUCUGGACAAACAUUACCAGUUCGUGGCUCUUCCGUUCGGUUUAGCCACUGCUCCUAGAAUUUUCACAAAGGUGCUAGGGUCCCUUCUGGCGGUUCUAAGACCGAGGGGCAUUGCAGUGGCACCUUAUCUAGACGACAUUCUAAUUCAAGCGUUGUCUUUUUCCAAGGCAAAGGCUCAUACAGACAUUGUUCUAGCCUUUCUCAGAUCUCACGGCUGGAAGGUGAACGUAGAAAAGAGUUCCCUGUCUCAGUCAACAAGAGUUCCCUUUUUGGGAACAAUAAUAGAUUCUUUAGAAAUGAAGAUCUUCCUGACAGAAGUCAGAAAGUCAAAGCUUCUAAACGCUUGUCAAGAUCUUCACUCUAUUCUGCAGCCUUCCAUAGCUCAGUGCAUGGAAGUAGUAGGAUUGAUGGUUGCAGCAAUGGACAUAGUUCCUUUUGCUCGAAUUCAUCUAAGACCAUUACAACUGUGCAUGCUCAAUCAGUGGAAUGGGGACUAUGCAGACUUGUCUCCACAGAUUCAAGUAGACCAGGUGACCAGAGACUCACUCCGUUGGUGGUUGACUCAGGAUCACCUGUCUCAGGGAAUGAGUUUCCGCAGACCAGAGUGGGUCAUUGUCACGACCGACGCCAGUCUAUUAGGCUGGGGCGCGGUCUGGGAUUCCCUGAAAGCUCAGGGUUUAUGGUCUCGGGAAGAGUCUCUUCUUCCGAUAAACAUCCUGGAACUGAGAACGAUAUUCAAUGCUCUCCGGGCUUGGCCUCAACUAGCGAAGGCCGGAUUCAUAAGAUUCCAGUCAGACAACAUCAGGGAGGAACAAAGAGUUCCUUGGCGAUGAGAGAGGUAUCCAAGAUCAUCAAAUGGGCGGAGGAUCACUCCUGCCAUCUAUCUGCAAUUCACAUCCCAGGAGUAGACAACUGGGAGGCGGAUUAUCUGAGUCGUCAGACUUUCCAUCCGGGGGAGUGGGAACUCCAUCCGGAGGUCUUUGCCCAGUUAACUCAAUUAUGGGGCAUUCCAGACAUGGAUCUGAUGGCGUCUCGUCAGAACUUCAAGGUUCCUUGCUACGGGUCCAGAUCCAGGGAUCCCAAGGCGACUCUAGUGGAUGCAUUAGUGGCGCCUUGGUCGUUCGACCUAGCUUAUGUGUUUCCACCGUUCCCUCUCCUUCCCAGGCUCGUAGCCAGGAUCAAACAGGAGAAGGCCUCAGUGAUUCUGAUAGCUCCUGCGUGGCCACGCAGGACUUGGUAUGCAGACCUGGUGAAUAUGUCAUCGGCUCCACCAUGGAAGCUACCUUUGAGACAGGAUCUUCUAGUACAAGGUCCAUUCGAACAUCCAAAUCUAGUUUCUCUGCAGCUGACUGCUUGGAAAUUGAACGCUUGAUUUUAUCCAAGCGUGGGUUUUCAAAUUCAGUGAUAGAUACUCUGGUUCAAGCCAGAAAACCUGUGACUAGAAAGAUUUACCAUAAAAUAUGGAAAAAAUAUAUCUGUUGGUGUGAAUCCAAGGGAUUCUCCUGGAGUAAGAUUAAAAUUCCUAAGAUUCUCUCCUUUCUCCAAGAAGGUUUGGAUAAAGGGUUGUCAGCGAGUUCUCUAAAAGGACAGAUUUCUUCUUUAUCUGUGUUGUUACACAAACGACUGGCAGCUGUGCCAGAUGUACAAGCUUUUGUGCAGGCUUUGGUCAGAAUCAAGCCUGUUUAUAGACCCAUGACUCCCCCUUGGAGUCUAAAUUUAGUUCUUUCAGUUCUUCAAGGGGUUCCGUUUGAACCUUUACAUUCCAUAGAUAUCAAGUUACUAUCUUGGAAAGUUCUGUUUUUGGUUGCUAUUUCUUCUGCUAGAAGAGUUUCUGAAUUAUCUGCUUUGCAGUGUGAUCCACCUUAUCUAGUGUUCCAUUCAGAUAAGGUUGUUUUGCGUACUAAACCUGGUUUUCUUCCAAAAGUUGUUUCCAACAAGAAUAUUAACCAGGAAAUAGUUGUUCCUUCUCUGUGUCCAAAUCCAGUUUCAAAGAAGGAACGUUUGUUACACAAUUUAGAUGUGGUCCGUGCUUUAAAGUUCUAUUUAGAUGCAACAAAGGAUUUCAGACAAACUUCAUCUUUGUUUGUUGUUUAUUCUGGUAAGAGGAGAGGUCAAAAGGCUACUGCUACCUCUCUUUCUUUCUGGCUGAAAAGCAUCAUCCGAUUGGCUUAUGAGACUGCCGGACGGCAGCCUCCUGAACGAAUCACAGCUCACUCUACUAGGGCUGUGGCUUCCACAUGGGCCUUCAAGAAUGAGGCUUCUGUUGAUCAGAUAUGUAAGGCAGCGACUUGGUCUUCUCUGCACACUUUUGCCAAAUUCUACAAAUUUGAUACUUAUGCUUCUUCGGAGGCUGUUUUUGGGAGAAAGGUUUUGCAAGCCGUGGUGGCUUCCGUUUAGGUAACCUGAUUUGCUCCCUCCCUUCAUCCGUGUCCUAAAGCUUUGGUAUUGGUUCCCACAAGUAAUGGAUGACGCCGUGGACCGGACACACCAAUGUUGGAGAAAACAGAAUUUAUGCUUACCUGAUAAAUUACUUUCUCCAACGGUGUGUCCGGUCCACGGCCCGCCCUGGUUUUUUUAAUCAGGUUUGUAAAAUUUCUUUCUCUAUACACUACAGUCACCACGGCACCCUAUAGUUUCUCCUUUUUUUCUCCUAACCGUCGGUCGUAUGACUGGGGGGCGGAGCCUGAGGAGCUAUAUGGGCAGCUUUUGCUGUGCUCUUUGCCAUUUCCUGUUAGGGAAGAGAAUAUUCCCACAAGUAAUGGAUGACGCUGUGGACCGGACACACCGUUGGAGAAAGUAAUUUAUCAGGUAAGCAUAAAUUCUGUUUUUUGUAUUAUUAUUUAAAUAUCUCAAUUUUUGAAAAAUAGAUCUGUGUAUUAUCCUCAGGGUAAUUUUUACAAUGAAUACUUUGGAAUAUCUAGCAUUUAUUUAAUGUUUAGUAUCCCAUUAAAGGGACAUGAAACCUAAAAUGUAUCUUGUGAUUCAGAUUUAAAAAAAACUUCCCAAUUUACUUUGGUUAUCAAUUUUGCUUCAUGGUAUCUUUUUUGUAGGAGGAGCAAUGCACUACUGGGAGCUAGCUGGACACAUUGGUAAGCCAAUGACAACAGAAAUAUGUGCAGCUCAUGUGCCUACCUAAGUAUGCUUUUGGAAAGUUGUUUAAAAUUGCAAACCAUCUGAAUGAGAGAAAAAAAAUUGGGUUUGAUGUCCCUUUAGGGCCGUAAGCUAAGCUUCUGCAUAAAUGAAACGGCAUUAGAAGUGUAUGUUGCUUAGCACAGAGAAGCUCUGGUUUACUUUAUCGAGGAACAAAAUAAAAUUCAUAUUGGGGACAGCACAUUGAAAGUUAUAGCUGUAGCCUUUAACCUUUUACAUUGCAAAAACUCAACAAAAAAAAAGGGAAAAGUUAGCUUUGAAAAGCUGGAAUGGAAGGGAUACAUUAAAAGCGAUUAUCAACUCAAUGUCUUUUUAAAGUGAAGGUCAAUUUUGAUGAAUUAGUGCCCGUUUUUUAAUAAUCCUAUUAAAAACAAGGACACUUUAAUUUAUUAAAAUUGACAUUUCACUUCUUUUCUUCAAAAACUUUCCUUUUAAUCCUGACAGCCACUGCAGCGCUUCCUCCGCCUGUCGCAAGCCCUCGUCGCGGGUCCAAAACGACGAAUCCGGCUACCUCCAUUCACUGCGUUUGCCUCAGGCCAUGAUUCCCCUGGGGGGAAGCCAUGAAUGGAGGAAGCCAGAUUCGUCAUUCUGACGUAUGAAGAGGCUUCCGACGGCCCGGGGAAUCGCUGGAGCGGCUGUCAGGAUUAAAAGGUAAGUUUUUAAAGAAAACUAGUGACAUGUCAAUUUUGAUGAAUUAAAGUGCCCUAGUUUUUUAAUAGGAUUAUUAAAAACCAGGCACUAAUUCAUCGAAAUUGACCUUCACUUUAACAUUACCUCUCAUAUAUAGAAAUAAAGAUUAACUUGAGAGAUCAUUUUUUACUUCAGAACUUAACAAAACAGGCAGCUAGCUUCUCAUUGGUAAUAGGGCAUUCUUUUAUCUCUGUUUUGUAAUCUGUGUGCACUACAGUUUUACAUUAAAUGGUUUUCUGAUCAUAAAGAUUAUUCUUGUAGGAAAACUGGUUUAUCUCUUACUUACUGAGAGUGAAGGAGUCUCAACUGAAUACACUGGGAUAUUUACACACAAAAAAUGUAAACAAAUUGGGCAUCAAAUCUGUAUAUUCUGAAAAUUUUAUUUAUCUAUGGGAAUAAACUUUUUAAACAGAA